CGCCGUGAUUGGCUGCAGCGGGGAAUCGGGAUCACUCAUUCGAUUACUUUUCUUUUCGAGGCACGUGUUAUUCAUUUAAUUGCCUCAGUUUUCUUUUAUUUUAGCGGCAGUUCAGAUCCUGCAGUUUCAGGUUGCUGGGAUGGUCCUUGUAGGGUGAGAUCUGGCUGGAGCAAAUAGCAAGAAAAGCCCAGUAUUGGAAGACAUUUCUCAGGAACGCAGGAAAAGCACAAACUUAUGGCUGUGGAGUUCUCUAGGGACAAGCCUUGGGCUGCCGCUAUUUGUACCAUCUGUGUAAAAUAUUUCACGGAUCCCGUGUCUCUGGAAUGCGGUCACAACUUCUGCCGUAGCUGCAUUACCCGGUGCUGGGAGGAGUUGCAUGCAAGCAUCUGCUGCCCCAGGUGGUGUCAUUAUUUCCUCGAAGGGAGGAAGUUUGAGCCAAAUAGGGAGCUGGCUGACUUUGUGGAAGCCACAAAGCAGAGGGUCGAACAAGUGAAAGAAGAGGCAAAAGAAUGGGCAAAUUGUGGAGAACACCGGAAACCAUUGAAUCUGUUCUGUGAAGAUGACCAAGCAGCUAUCUGUGAGGAUUGUAUGAAGUUGGAGGCACACAGAAAUCACUGUGUGGUUGGUGUGGAAAUCUCGCACCAGAUUGAUGCUUACAUAAAUGUCCCACGUGAAAUGGAGAGUGCGUUUACACUCUAUUCAUACAAUACUGGGAAAAAGACUGAUGAGUGGCUGAAACGGGUGGAAGCAGAGAGAAAGAGGACACUGGCCAAAUUCAAGCACCUGCGUCAGUGUCUGGAUGAACUAGAGAAUCUUCGGUUGGCCAGACUGGUAGAGUUGGAGAAAGAGAUCACAGAGCAGAGGGAUCAGCAUGGGGAAAAAAUUGACCGUCAGAUCGAUUUCCUGAUAGAGAUCGAAGAUGAUAUGGCGGACUACUACUUUAAACCUAGGGAAUUCCUGCAGGACUUUGGACAUGGCUUGCCCAGUUACGAGGAGGAGCUGUUGGAAGAUGCUGUGCUUGUUCCCACUGGUGUGAAAGACAAAAUCCAGAAAUUUUGUGACCAAAAGCUGUUCCUGGAGGAAGUCCUGGAUAAAUUCAAUGAUGAAAUAGCUGCUCUUUUGAAAGGAGGGAGGAUGAAGAGAUCGAGAUCGGAAGUGCUGAUGGAAGAAAGCGGCUCCAGAGGCCUGGGCGAAGACCCCCAGGAAAGUCUAGGGACCAGGGUGCUCCUAAUGCUCCCGGGCUGGGGAGGCCCCUGGGCCACCGGGCACCUCCCAGCCCGGAACCAAGACUCGCAUUCCUCAAACCUCUUCCCCCGGAGUUUCCCUCUCAUGAGAUCUUCUACUGCUCCAGCUCAGAAUCCAACUCGCCAUGCCCGGCCAGCCCAUGAGCAUCGGAUGGAAGCCAAGUCCAUCCCGGGGAUGGAACGGAUCUCCCCACCAGCCCAGCAGCCCUAUUGA
Molecule: messenger RNA, 1458 nt
Organism: Sphaerodactylus townsendi
Lineage: Eukaryota; Metazoa; Chordata; Lepidosauria; Squamata; Sphaerodactylidae
Product: tripartite motif-containing protein 12A-like
Exons: 9
Coding region: 235-1458 (407 amino acids)
Molecular function (GO): zinc ion binding
Source: RefSeq, a predicted model, not a curated record